AUGGCCACCAACGGCGACCCCUCACCAACCGCCGGGGACCCCUCCCCCACCGCCGGCCUCCAAACCCACACCACCCCGAACAAAACCUGGCGCCUCACCACGCGCAAACUUCCCAUCCUCCGCGCCGGCCCCAUCGAAGCCCUGCACUCCCGCCUCACCAUCCCCGUUCCCGAAAUGAUCUUCGGCGACAACUACAUCCAGCUCACCCACCUGCCCACCUCCUUCUCGCUCGCCUUCAACGCCCCGGACGCCCUGGAUCGCGUGAGCAAGACGGAGGAGGGGAUGCUGCAGGUCGCUGUUGCGGAUGAGUGGAAGAAGGAUCGAAAGGGGCAGAUUGAGGAUGGGGUGGAGGGGGUGGUGAAGAAAUAUGAUUGGAGCUAUAGCACUGACUACCGCGGGACGACGAGCGGUGGGAAGGGGGAGGAGGGGUGGAGGGAGAGUACCGCCGACCACGACCCCAUACGGACGGAUCUGCUGAGCAAGCCAGAUCCGAUUCUGUUCUUCGACUCGGUAGAUCUCUACGAAGACGAACUCGCCGACAACGGCAUCGCGCUGCUCUCGGUCAAAGUGCGCGUGAUGCCCGAACGCCUACUCCUCCUCUCCCGCUUUUUCCUGCGGUUAGAUGGAGUGGUGGUAAGGAUACGGGAUACGAGGGUGUAUCUUGAAUACGCUACUGGGAAAGUGGUGAGGCAGUACACGGCAAAGGAGGAGGAGUACGAGGUACUGCGGGAGAAGCUGGGAGGCAGGAGAGAGGGCGUGACGGAGCAGUUGCGGGACGCGAAUGUGCUCGCGCCGCUUUUGAGGACGGUGGAGGAGAAGACGGAUGUUUAUGAAGUGGGGUGA
This is a messenger RNA of Saxophila tyrrhenica, 843 nucleotides long. RefSeq names its product Tap42 interacting protein (gene TIP41). Lineage: Eukaryota; Fungi; Ascomycota; Dothideomycetes; Mycosphaerellales; Extremaceae. Gene Ontology annotation, biological process: TOR signaling. The transcript has a single exon. The record is from RefSeq and is a predicted model, not a curated record. Gene Ontology annotation, cellular component: cytosol. Bases 1 to 843 code for a protein of 280 amino acids.